Molecule: messenger RNA, 804 nt
Organism: Solanum pennellii
Lineage: Eukaryota; Viridiplantae; Streptophyta; Magnoliopsida; Solanales; Solanaceae
Product: BTB/POZ domain-containing protein At3g56230-like
Exons: 2
Coding region: 26-610 (194 amino acids)
Molecular function (GO): protein binding
Source: RefSeq, a predicted model, not a curated record
ACUUGCCUUGCGACGAGUGAGUGAAAUGAAGGAGAAGGUUAACUAUCUCACUAGUUGUCUCACUGCAUUUAAAGGUCAAGUUCAUAAAGAUAUUCUAGUUAAACCUGGAAACGACGGCCCUUCAAUAGCAGCACACAAGUCUCUUCUGUCAGCAAAUUCUGUUAUUUUCAAGUUCAUGUUGGAUUCGGAUACGUGCAAAGCUCCCCCGGGUCACACGAUAACACUGGCAGAGCUGAGCUACCUGGAGCUGUACGCGCUCCUUGAGUUUCUUUAUCGCGGAGAAUUGCCUAAAGAGAAACUGGAAAAACAUGUCUACACAUUGUCAAUUGCAGCAGACAAGUAUGAAAUCAAACUCUUGCAGAAAUACUGUGAGCACCACAUGUUGGGAUCUUUGAACACAUCGAAUGCUCUCAAGCUUUUGGAGAUUUCGGAGACAUAUAAAUCUUACUCACAUUUGAAGGCGGAAGCCAUGAUCUUCAUCAUUAAGAACGUCGAGGGCAUUGUCUUCACGCCUAAAUUUGAUGCAUUUGCAGUCGAGAAUCCUCAUUUAGCCGUUCAGAUUACAAGAGCUUCUGUCGUCACUAACAAAAAUAAGAAACAUAAAGUUUGACCUAUGCAUAUGAUAUGUGUGUUGAGAACAAUGAGAUCUGUCUUGUUCCAAUCCCUCCGGAGACAAAAACACUGAGUGAUUUUUUCUCAUCUGUCUAAACCUUGGUGGAUAGAGUUAUCCGAUACUUGAAAUUGUUGAGGUGUGUGCAAGUUGCCCCGAACGUGGUGAGCUUUAGGAGCCAAUGUACAAUAGGC